CUUCUUCCGAAGAGCACGGCAACACGUUCAGAGUACAGACCGAUUGACGCAAAAUGACGGAUAUUUUCACGCGGACGUCAAUUUAACGCCAUUCCAAGAUGUACGCCGAGUGGCAAAAGGGUGAAUUGGUGUGGUUCGACCCCGGUGUCGGCCAUGUGCUGCCAGGCGAGGUUCUGGAAUAUCACAGAGCUGCUAAUGUACUUUCGGUCCAAGCGGUGAUCGCCGGCAAGCCGCAAAUCUUCACUCUCACCAACUUGAGCGGAGUGAAGCCCAGGCAGGACUUAGGUCAAAAUGGUGUGGAGGACAUGAUUCAAUUGACGGAUCUGAACGAGGCAUCACUAUUAUGGAACUUGAAGAUCCGUUACGACAAGGAAUUAAUUUACACAUACACGGGAAGUAUCCUCGUGGCGGUAAAUCCAUACAAAAUGUUCGACAUCUAUGGACUAGAUCAAGUGAAGCUUUACGAGGGACGAAUCCUUGGUACACUUCCACCACAUUUAUUCGCUGUGGGCUCCUCCGCGUACAGUCAAGUGACUGCAGCCAAUAACUCCAGUGCCAAUCAAGUGGUCGUCAUUUCCGGCGAAUCUGGCUCGGGAAAGACAGAGUCUACGAAGUUAGUGAUGCAAUAUCUCGCGGCCGUUAAUCGCGCGCCGAACAAUCUCGUCACCGAGCAAAUCCUAGAAGCGACACCGCUCCUAGAGAGCUUCGGAAAUGCCAAAACGCCGCGAAACGACAAUAGCAGUCGAUUUGGGAAAUACUUGGAGGUUCACUUCAGGGACGGCGCGAUCAUUGGCGGUAGAAUAACGCAAUAUCUUCUAGAAAAGAGUAGAAUAGUAACUCAGGCUUCGGAGGAGAGGAACUAUCACGUGUUUUAUGAACUUCUAGCUGGACUCGAUCAGCAACUCAGGGAUAAAUACGGCCUGCUUACACCGGACAAGUAUUUUUAUUUAAAUCAGGGUGGAAACUGCGAGAUCGAUGGCAAGAGCGAUGUGCAGGAUUUCAAGGCACUCUUGUCGGCCAUGCAGGUUCUCGGCUUCUCGUCCGAAGAGCAGGACACAAUUUUCAGGAUUCUAUCCAGCGUGUUGCAUCUGGGAAACGUAUACUUUCACCGGAAACAAAUGAGGCACGGCCAGGAAGGCGUGGAAGUCGGUUCCGACGCUGAAAUACGCUGGGCGGCGCACCUUCUUCAAGUAAAUUCCGAUGGCAUCAUCCGAGCUCUCACUACCAAGACGACAGAAGCGAGGAACGAGAGAGUCUUCACUGCUUUGAAUAUCGAUCAAGCCCUCGAUGCCAGAGAUGCUUUCGCGAAAGCUCUGUAUAGUUCGCUCUUUUCAUGGCUAGUCGCGCGCGUCAAUCAUAUCGUUUACAAGGGUACAAAGCAGACGGCCGCCAUUUCGAUCCUCGAUAUCUUUGGCUUCGAAAAUUUCACAGAGAACAGCUUCGAGCAGUUAUGUAUUAAUUAUGCAAACGAAAACCUGCAGUUCUAUUUCAACAAGCACAUUUUCAAGCUCGAACAACAGGAGUAUGCGAAGGAGAAGAUCGACUGGACUACUAUCAACUACACGGAUAAUUUGCCGGUCAUCCAUUUGAUCGCGAAAAAGCCUGUAGGCAUUCUUCACUUGCUGGACGAUGAAAGUAACUUCCCUAAAGCGACGGAUCUUUCUUUCUUGGAGAAAUGCCAUUACAAUCACGCGCUAAGCGAGCUGUAUUCUAGACCAAGGAUGAACUCCGCCGAGUUCGCGAUCAGACAUUAUGCUGGACAGGUCUGGUACAACGUAGAGGGCUUUUUAGAUAAGAACAGGGAUACCUUGAGACCUGAUGUAGUCGAGUUACUGAUCAGCAGCAAGAUUUCGAUGGUCAGCAAGAUGUUCCAACAUGUCAGAAACACUCAUGAAGCUAAUAAAACUAUGAAUAAACCGAAUGGCAGAUUUGUCACCAUGAAGCCGAGAACUCCGACUGUUUCGGCUCGAUUUCACGACAGUCUUCAGCAACUCUUAGAAUCUAUGUCUCAAUGUAAUCCGUGGUUUGUCCGUUGUAUCAAGCCAAAUACUGAAAAAGCUCCGAUGAAGUUUGACAUGCCCUGCGUGCUUGAACAAUUAAGAUAUACGGGCAUGUUAGAGACGAUCCGUAUCAGGAAAACUGGCUACCCGGUUCGCCUUCUGUUCGGACACUUUGUGGAUCGGUAUCGUUAUCUCGUCUCAACGCAUUUACCUAGGGGAGCGCCCAACAAGGAGCUCUGUAGAAUCAUUUUAGACAAAGCGGCUCCGAAAGAGGCACAGUCACAGUAUCAACUUGGACUCACACGAGUAUUUUUACGCGAAUCAUUGGAGAGAGCUUUAGAAUAUAACAGAGCAUUGAUUCUGGAGAGAGCAGCCAUCACAGUCCAGAGAUAUACGAGAGGAUUCUUGGCUCGCAGAAGAUUCCUCAAUAUUUCUCGAAGCACAGUUCUGAUACAAGCAGUAUAUCGUGGUUAUCGUGAACGUAAACAGUUCCGUGCGAUGAAAAAGGGUGUCCUAAUGGCGCAGAAAUUGUACAGAGGUAGGAAACAACGAGAGGUAUUCAAUAUAUUGAAGGAGGAGAUGGCGAAAAGAGCGGAGAUCGAAAGAGCCAGUAAAGAGCGAGCGAAGGCGAAACAACAACGAGAGGAACAGGAGAGGACCUCGCGAGCUGUAGCUGGUGUAAAUCACUUGGAGAUUCCCGCAGAACUAGCUUUUAUUUACAGCAAGCUUGAUGAUUGGCAACCCACACACACCGAGCGAAACCUUCUCAAGGUCGUUGGCCAAGUCAUCCCGAUAAAUUAUACGUACAAUUUACCGUCCGACAUCGAUCAGUAUCAAUUCUCGAAGUUCACCAAUAUUUAUUUCAAGAGUCACAUCUUCGGAAUGAAACGCGAGCCGAUCAAGACACCGUUCUUAGCAAAGGCUCGCGAUCAGGAUUACACGGAUUCUUUGAUGAUCUUUAAGAUGAUAUUGCGUUUCAUGAAUGAGAGUAAUCUUAAUGGCAAACGCGAGCAAGCGUUGGGUGACUACAUUGUUAACAAGGGUAUCGUGAACGAGAAAUUGAGGGAUGAGAUAUUAUGUCAGUUGGCAAAUCAAACCUGGAAGAAUGAGAACGACGCCAAUAAGGAAAGAGGAUGGUUGCUGCUAUCCAAUUGCUUGUCAGCAUUCCAACCCAGUGCCACGCUCUUUAAAUACUUUCUGAAAUAUGUCUCCGAUCACGCCUACGACGGCUACAAGGCUUAUUGCCAACGUAAAUUGUUGCAAGGCGAGAGAACGGUACACCAUAUGAUGAUUAAUAAUCAACAAACAGUGCAUCAAGUACCCAGGAAUUAUCCACCGUGUGUCCUAGAAUGGCGAGCCAACAGGAAUCGCGUAAAUAUGGCGCUCAACGUUGGCUUCUACGACGGCGAGACAACUACAUGCGCGAUAGAUUCCUGGACAACAUGCGAAGAGUUGGCUAAUCUCGCGGUUCGGAAUCACGGGGUAGAGAACACUGGCUGGACUAUUACGCUCUGGAAUCAACUGGACGGCCCGGACGCUAUUGUGACGGAGACUAACGGCUUCGAUUACGUCCUGGACCUAAUCUCAGAGAUGGAAUUGGCACCAGCUUUCCCCGCUGCCAAGCAUAUGUUCUUGGAACAGCGCAAGAAUAGUCUGCCGCCCAUAAAAAAACGAGAACACGCUCAAGUUAUUCGGGAGUUGGAACAAGAGAUGGAAAUUCCUAUUCUAAAAACCUUCCAACCUUUGGAAAGAAAAUCAGUGCCAAAAGUAGUUGACAAGCCCGUUGAAUUGGAGAUUCAAGUACCCAGGCGGCCGAUAGUUCCUCCGCCACAACCACCCGUUACGAAACUACCCAUGCGAAAACAAUCGCACGACGUUAUUUUGGAGACUACAACGGAAAUGGGAUUGUCGAGAAAAUCCGCUUUAAACGACCGCUAUUUUGAAAAGGAGAAACAGCGUAGCCGAAGUUUGGACAACCUGCUUCAGUCGGAAGUCGUGCCUUCACCGGUAAAACUUGCCAAUCUCGGGCUUUCCUCAUCUAAAUUGAACGAACGAUAUCACAGUUUGGAAAGAAUCGGUGAGACUCCGGCAGUCAGUAAUGUUGAGUACAUGACACGUACUGAGAUUACACCGGAGAGGAAGUAUAGCAGGGUCACAAGGACGACGGAGCCCAACAUCGAGGAGGAGGAUCUCACGAUUGACUUUGAAUACCCGGAUAUUCAGUCCGUUAGUCAAACCGGAAGAUCGGAGGAUGAUAAGAGCUAUAUAAGGUCGCAGACCAGGUUCAUCAAGUCGCAAUAUCCUGGCAAACGUGCGCUGCCGGGAAGUCAGUCUAGUCGCGCUUACAUCGAGAAGAGUGAAUAUGGUGUAAAAUCGUCUGCCAUGUCCGACACCAGCGAGGCGCCUUCUUUAGCGUCGCAUGUGAGACGCGUUAGGGUGCCCAGCCAAGCUUCCGACGUGGAUCAAUUUUUAGAUGAGCUUUUUAUGCCCGUAUUGGAUGGCAAUCUUGACGAACUAUCGGAUGCCCGUAGUUUGGCCGCUUCGAUAAAAGGUUCAUAUGAUAUCAGGACAUCUGGCGACCAAACAGUUUCCGAGAAUCUGCAAAGAAUCGACAGUCGAGUUAUCAGAAUAGCCACAGUUGAUGACUUUGUCGAAGGAAUGAUGAUGAGAAAUAAUGAUGUGAAUAUCGAUGCCGGUGAAUUGUCGAAAAAGAUUAAGGGAGGUGGCAAUAUGGACAUCCCUAAUCAAAACGCAGCUUUUAACUUCACCCCUAUUGCACAGAGCAUGAUGUCACCACCUAUGAUGAUGCCCAUGUUUAGCGCUACUCAACAGGUUCCGCCCGCACAGAAUACCAGCAUGAGCAUGGGUGCAAGUUUCAUGCCCAUUCCGAUCUACAGCAUGCAGGGACUCAGUUUACCGCAAUAUCCCAAUUCACCGCCUAGCCAAAGCAACGAUAUGAUGGCGUACCAACAGAAUCUGCAGCGAGCUUUCCUGCAGAGUGCAAUGGCGCAAAAUAUUCAGAUACAGCAGCAGCUAUUAGCGCAGAAUCAGGCUCUGCAGCAGCUGUUGGUUCAGAGCCCGCAAAACUCAGGACAGCAACCGAGCACGGUGUUACCCGCUGGCCCCUCAAGCAUGAAUCUUGUUCCCUCAGCCCCCCCAAUCGGUGCCCAUAUGGGGCCCAAUGAUUCUAUCGGACGCUACUCCAAGGUUUCAUUUAGAGAACCCGACGACGGUGAAUUAUGGUCAACCGAGAAACGGGGAAGCUCCGUUCUAACUUCCACUCCAAUUAGUCAACGACAAGAAACGAUGACAGUAAAAGCCCAAAUUCAUCGAUCUCAGAGUCCACCAAGGAAGAAUGCUGAGACCAACAGGAAGACAAGCAUUGAUUACGCGCGAAAGCUUAGCGUGGAUCGUAAAGUAGUAGAUAGGAAGGCGUCAUCAGCACAGGCAGACAUGAAGAGAACCAAUUUAAAUAAGAAUAACAUACAGAGUAACUUUACUAAUGUGCUCAGCGAACUGAAAAACAGGAAGAGCAGCGUGGACAGCAAUCCUUCAAGUUUGAGCAAUAAUAAAGGUGUUCCUCCACCCCCGCCGAUGCCUCCGCCUUUAGAGUCUCAUGAUCCUUCCGAAUCUAGACCGUUCCUCGAUCCAUACGGUAGGGCGAAGACGGUGCGCAUCGGAAAAUGGAGGUGGCCACCGCCUAGCGACUCGAACGAGAAUCAAGGGCAAGACAGUUUCAUAGAAUUCAAAAUGCGUCAGCAACAUCAGCAACGCAAAUUAACGCCGCAGUAUCAGGAGUAUGACCAAGGCGAAGGCGAAGCUACAACGGAAGGUGGCGUUGAGUGGGAAGAAUUCGAAAUUGAGAACAUCGUCAGCAACGAAGAUCGAUCCGUGAUUGCGCAAACGACCGCGGCGAAACACGAGAAUGGAUACAAAGAAGAAGGAGAAAAGAAGAAAAAGAAAUCGAAGUCGGCGUUGGAAGUGGGCGCGCAGAGACCAUCUCCGGGAAGUAUAGGAAAGUUGAAGCUCAGCUCAGAGAUGAGGCAGAGAUUGGAGAAGGUAACGGCGAAUCAUAGCGUAAGAUCCACGAAGACGGCUGAGAAACCCGCUCUCCCGCGAGAAGAUGGGAAGGUUAAACGGUUGGAAGAUAAUCGGAAGCUUCUAUUAGAACAGCAACUAGGUGGCAGGUGGGACGAUUAUGCCUCUACUGUUGAUGACACCCAAAGCGUUACUUCUAAGGGUACAACCGACAUGAUGACACAAGCUCAGGUGGUAAGAACACAGAUUGAAAGAAUGGAACGGCCUGUACCGCCCCCGCCGCCCAUCACGCCGCCGCAGCCACCGAGUCCAAGAGGCGGUAGUGUAUACAGUAACAGUCAAUCCGGUGUACCUCAGCCGCGAUCUCCGCCAGCACCCAUCGAACCGAAAACACGCGACUCCUUCCGCACGUCUCCGGACUCCGAGACUUAUGAUCAUUUCUCAAAGAACCAAAUGUUCAGCCAAAGUCGUGAUAUCUUCGCCUCGCAGCAACAUUUACGCGACGGUCACGAUUAUCGAAACGAUUUCGACCAGGUUCGCGCUCAGGAUGCCAAGUCGAAAGACUUUUAUAGCAAGGACAGCAUCGAUCUGGCAAGUUCGGUGCGCGAUCGCAACUCCGACUUCGACUCGCGUCGUGACCUCAACUCCGAGCUCUUCGACUCCAAGUACGCGUUUGACGGAUCUGCCGGAAAACGCGAUCCCUUUGGCAUGACUCGGGACGUAUCCCCUAAAUCUCGGGACAGCUUCGGGAUGCCAUCGCCGCGUGACUUCGGUGUAAUUCCGAAUACGAGGGAGUCUUUCAGUGUCGCGCGGCAGAGCUUUAACAAGUUGGAUCGGGAUGUGGAUAGGCGGUCAAGCGUAGCUUCGACCCAUCGCACCGACAAGAUGGAAAGGAUCGAGAUUGAAGAAUGGCCGGAGUUUCUCAAACCGGUAUUACCGCCGGCGGACAAGCCGGAGAUCGAGAAAGUCCAGGAGGUGAUGAAUACCAAGCUCUAUCCGCAGACCUCUAACGCGCAUUUUACAUAUAACAGAGUUACAUGGACUCUGAGAGUCAAGAAAGAGGUCUUUGCGCCUAACGAAACGCUAAAUAGUCCUCUGGCAUUACACUUGGUAUUCUGUCAGGUUGUAUACGACGUGCUGGCGACCUCCAGCAUAAAAAUCACCAAGGAAGACCGGCAGAACAUGCUGAAGAUGCUGGAUAAUUAUGGCGUUACGCUGGAUAAUCUUCAGAGCACGCAACACAAAAUCACGAUCAAGAAGAAUGUCGUGGACAUGGCAAAGCAAUGGCCAUUAUACUUCGCCCGGAUAUUUCCUGUAUCAAUCGGCCCUCAACACCCGGAGACGCAACACGUGGCGGUGUCUCAUCACGGACUUCGGUUGGUCAAGCGCACACUAAAUGGAGAUCUGAUCAUUUUGGAAACCCUACCGCUAGAGGAUAUUGUCUCCGUAAAUUCUUCCAGGCCGGGUGUGUGCGUGCUACAGAUCGCGUCGGGAGUCAGAUUACCCCUACACACAAAUCGCGCCCCGCAGUUGACGGAGAUGAUCGGCAAAUACAUUAGGCUGAUCGAUCAGAAACCACAUCUGCAGAGGAUCAAUCAUCACGAGAAUCACGUGUCCCAAAUUACUAAGACGAUUCAGUCGCAAGCAAAUCACACGAAUCACAGUCAGCUCCACAAUCAUUCCAAUCACGUAAUUUCCGAGCAUGAGAAUCACGUACCGAUCGGUCGCGUGCCCAAUCACGUGUCGGCCGUCAACCAAGCGAACCAUCAGAAAAAUCUACAAAACCAGCGAUUGAGCCCGAGCCAGGAGUGGCGGCAACCGGAUGAGAAUAUUCGACUCCAGGACGACGGCAUCUACGAGAGCGGACCGGUGGUAUCGAACGACGGCAAACAUUCGCUCUUGCAGUACGCCAUGCUCAAUUUCCGUCAAAACACAGAAAAAUUCGAGAUGUUAAAGACCGCGGAUGGAUCGAUCAGCGGAUCCCUUAAGGUGAUCGAGUCGUUGAAGAGCAAGAAGAAAAACAAGAAGAGUAAAGGGCAACAAGAUGGCACCGAAUGGACCUGGAAGGAACAAGUGGAUCUCGUCAAAUACUCCACCGUUCCUAUCGAGCAGAGUCUGCUCAGGCUGGAUGCUGAUCUGAGUAUUUUAGCCGUUGAAUGCUUUCUGUGUCUGAUGAGGUACAUGGGGGACCAACCAUUGCCGCCUGAGACCAGUGAAGUCAAGUGCGUCUACACCGUCCUUAUGCAUUGUCAUAAAUACGAGCAGUUGCGUGACGAGGUUUAUUGCCAGCUGAUGAAACAGACUACCAAUAACAAGAGCCCGAAUCCAGAGAGCUGCCAGCGUGGUUGGCGGAUCUUCAGCAUCAUCGCCGCCUACUUCACGUGCAGUGAGGGCCUCCGACCCUACCUGACAAAGUACCUUGAAACGGCGGCGUACGAUAAGCGUCGCGCUUACCACGGUACCGCGAUGGUAUGCCUGCAGAACCUGCGAAAAACCGUCAAGUACGGCGGGCGCAAGAACGUGCCCAGCGUGGAGGAGAUCAUGGCGAUUAGCGCGGGCAGGAACGCGAAGAGGCAAAUCUACCGGCUGCCUGGAGGCACCGAGCGGGUCAUUAACACGAAAUGCACGACUGUCGUGCAGGAUGUUAUUGAGGAGAUGUGCAACGUCAUCUCCGUAAGAAACCCACACGAGAUGGACGAGUUCUCGCUGUACUGCAUCGUCGACGGCGACGCGUUCACCAUGCCGUUGGCCAGAGACGAGUACGUCCUGGACGUAACAACGGAGCUCCAAAAAAACCACCAAGUGUUCUACUUAAUAUUUUGCAGAUCUGUUUGGUACUAUCCUCUACGGCUGGAUGCAGCAUUGUAUAUAGAAGUCGUAUUUAAUCAAAUUGCUCCCGAUUAUCUAGAAGGACUUUUACUAGUUCUACCUGGAGAACAUUUACCUCAGGAAGUAAUUUAUGACAUGGCGCAAAUAGCGGCGCUAUUGCACAGAGCGGCCGACAUGACGCACGAACCCGCGACGAAGGAGAUUAAAUAUCUGUUGCCAAAAACAGCGCUCAGCUUGAGAGAGCCCAGGCCGCAACAAUGGUCGAACAUGGUUCAGCAAGCCUGGAACAACGUUCAGCACUCUUCGGCGGCUACUUGCAAGGCGCAAGUACUCGAAAUAUUGUCUAAGUGGCCACUUUUCGGGUCAAGUUUCUUCGCGGUGAAGAGGGUGCCCGAGGGCAAGGAAAAGGGCGCCGAUCAUAUUCUCGCUCUCAAUCGACAUGGAGUGCAUUUCAUAGAUCUAAUCACGCAUGAAACACUGUAUCAUUAUCCCUACUCCGAAGUGAUCUCCACUAGGAAGGUCAAGUCUGAAGAAGGCACGCUCUACCUCGACAUGAAGUGCGGCAAUUUGAUGCAACAGCGUAUCACAAGACUUCAGACGGAGCAGGCCCAUGAAAUCUCUCGCCUCAUCAGGCAGUAUAUCACUAUGGAGCAAAGGACGUCCAAUGCUCAAGGUGGAGCCGGCAUCGGGCUCGGCAUGAGAUAAGCUUCCUCGUAACGCGGCGUUCUUCCUUCGCGACCGAUAUCCGAUCCGGAUUAGUCAAUUUACAAGAUGGUAAUCAAGUUAAGUCUUCGAUUAAUGUACUGUAACGUAGUGAGGUGUAACGCCGCGAGUGUAGCCAACAUAAAUUACGGUAUUGUUCUUAACGUGGCCUGCGUAAGACACCGACUUUGAGAUUCUCAAGCU
This is a messenger RNA of Mycetomoellerius zeteki, 9773 nucleotides long. RefSeq names its product unconventional myosin 10A (gene Myo10A). The record is from RefSeq and is a predicted model, not a curated record. Gene Ontology annotation, molecular function: cytoskeletal motor activity; protein binding; ATP binding. The coding region runs from base 99 to 9572 and encodes 3157 amino acids. NCBI's taxonomy places the organism in Eukaryota, Metazoa, Arthropoda, Insecta, Hymenoptera, Formicidae. The transcript has 34 exons. Gene Ontology annotation, cellular component: myosin complex; cytoskeleton.